GCGAGAGCCCCGCCGCGCCGCGCGGACUGAGGAUGGCGACCGGGUCGGCCACCCGUAGCCCCGCGGGACCCUUCCGGAGCCACCUGCUGCUUUGCUGCAUCCUGGCCCUCCUGUUGCACGAACUUCCCUGGGCGAGGGCAGAUGGCUUUGUUGAUGUGCUCCAGGCAUUUGGUGUGCAAGAGGGCGAGAACGGGGUCUCCAUUGCUGCUGGGAUUUGCACUCAGAGGAACGGAUCGGAGGAAAGCGACCUGGCCUUCCGCCUUGAGAACCGGACACAUUUCAUUGCCCCCACAAAGCAGCUCUUUCCUGACAGACCCUUUCCAGUGGACUUCUCAAUAUUAGCUACCCUGCGAGCACUCAAAGGUAGCCAGUCAUUCUUGCUGUCCAUGCACGAUGUGCGAGGUGUCCAGCAGCUUGGUGUAGAGGUUGGCCGCUCCCCUGUUUUCCUGUAUGAAGACCAGCUUGGCCACCCAGCACCUGAGGACUAUCCUCACUUCCGUCGAGUCAACUUGGCUGAUGGCAAGUGGCAUCGCAUUGCACUGAGUGUGGAAGGUGAGAAUGUAUCUCUAAGUGUUGACUGUGAAGACCCUGUAACUUUGCCCCUGAAGCGAGGUAUGGAGCCUGUUGUCAGUGUAGAGGGAGUCACUUUGCUUGGUGCUCGCCGGCCAGAUGAAGACAUUUUUGAGGGUGAUCUGCAACAACUGCUGAUCGUCCCGGAUCCAUCUGCCGCAGCCCACUACUGCCAGCAUUACAUGCCUGACUGUGAUAGGCAACUCACCUACAGGUUGUACACUCAGGAUACUGAAGAGAACAUUCCUCGCAGGAAGGGCAAGAAGGGCAAGGGCAAAGGAAAGGGCAAGGGCAGGAAGAGAGGUAGAGGCAAGAAGAAGAGGAACAAGGAGUCACCCGAGACAUUCUCGCUCCCUCCAGCCCUGGGCCAGUAUGAGGCUGCGACUCCAGCUACACCUACCAAGGUAGCGGCUGAAUUCUGGGAGGAGAGUCCCAGUGAGGCUCCUGGAGUCCUUGCCACUGUCACAGUCAGCUUGAACCUCACAGGCGACUAUGAGGACCUUUUUGGAGAAGAGUAUGUCAUCAGUGAAGACACAGACCUGGAGGCUAAUGGCACUUACACAGCGUACGAUGAGAGACUGGACUACAGGAUGAGGGAAUAUGAUGACUACUAUGACAACAGGGAUGCUGGUGAGGAGAAAGAGCGUUAUGAUCCAGCUGAGCGCACUGAAGCCACUGUCCAGGUUCCUCAGGAAACAAACCUGAAGGGAGAAAAAGGGGAGCCAGCAGUCAUAGAGCCUGGCAGGCGUUUUGAGGGGCCACCUGGAUACCCUGGUCCACAGGGUGAGACAGGCCCAAUGGGACAGGCAGGGCCACCAGGGUUUCCAGGAGAUUCUGGUGAACGGGGACCACCAGGGCUCCCAGGCCUUCCAGGUGCUGAUGGCAUUCGUGGACCACCUGGGACAAUGAUCAUGUUACCGUUCCAGUUUGGUGGUGACUUGACGAAAGGCCCUUCAGUUUCCUUCCAAGAGGCCCAAGCCCAGGCUAUUUUGCAACAAGCAAAGCUUUCGAUGAAGGGCCCACCCGGCCCCAUGGGUCUUACAGGACGGCCAGGGCCACUGGGGCUUCCAGGAAAUUCAGGACUGAAAGGAGAUGCAGGUGAAGUAGGACCACAGGGUCCUCCUGGUAUACAGGGACAAGUCGGGCCCACGGGGAAAACUGGAAAGCGGGGUCGUUCAGGAGCAGAUGGUGCCAGAGGAUUGCCAGGAGAAACUGGACCCAAGGGGGACAGGGGCUUUGAUGGCCUACCAGGACUUCCUGGGGAAAAAGGGAAUCGAGGAGAUGUAGGGAAGCCAGGCUCACCUGGAGCUCCUGGAGACAAUGGUCCCAAGGGUUCCGAUGGCGUGCAAGGCCCUGCAGGACAGCCUGGGGAAGCAGGUGUGCGUGGCUUGGCUGGUUCGAGAGGUUCUCCUGGCCCCCCAGGACCACCGGGUCCCAGUGGUAUUGAUGGAGCGCCUGGACAGAAAGGCAAUUUGGGCAUUCCAGGUGAACCAGGACCACCUGGGCAGCAGGGAAACCCUGGGCCUCAGGGUUUGCCUGGUCCACAGGGUCCUGUUGGACUUCCAGGUGAAAAAGGCCCACCAGGAAAACAAGGGAUGCUAGGGCUGGCUGGAAUGGACGGGCCUCCGGGUCAUCCUGGAAGAGAAGGGCCAGCCGGCGAGAAAGGAGCCCAGGGUCCAUCUGGUGCAGCAGGCCCAAUAGGUUACCCAGGUCCCCGAGGAGUCAAGGGGGCCUUUGGCGUGCGAGGCCUGAAAGGCAGUAAAGGCGAAAAGGGUGAAGAUGGAUUUCCUGGCUUCAAGGGUGAUAUGGGGCCCAAAGGUGACCGGGGUGAUGCUGGCCCAUUGGGUGUACGUGGUGAGGAUGGUCCUGAGGGUCUGAAAGGUCAGGCAGGACCUGUUGGAGAAGCAGGCGCUACAGGUCUAGCUGGUGAGAAGGGCAAGUUGGGAGUGCCAGGUCUGCCUGGCUAUCCUGGUCGCCAGGGACCCAAGGGCUCAACUGGAUUCCCAGGUCCCCAAGGACUCAUAGGAGAAAAAGGCAAACGGGGCAAAGCUGGCCAAGCUGGGCAGACUGGACAACGUGGUCCUCCGGGUCCUCCAGGGGAGCGUGGUUUGCCAGGAUCCACAGGAAAACCGGGACCAAAGGGUGACUCUGGCCAUGAUGGGGCCCCAGGAGUGGUAGGAGAAAAGGGUCCCACUGGACCACAAGGCUCCAAUGGAUUUCCAGGACCCAAAGGCCCUCCUGGCCCUGCUGGGAAGGAUGGCUUACCAGGCCAUCCAGGUCAGCGAGGUGAGCCGGGAUUUCAUGGAAAAACUGGCCCACCAGGACCUACAGGAGUUGUAGGACCUCAGGGAAACUCAGGAGAAACUGGACCCAUGGGCGAGAGAGGCCACCCAGGCUCUCCAGGCCCCCCUGGAGAACAAGGGCUUCCAGGGGCUGCAGGAAGAGAAGGUGCCAAGGGUGAUCCUGGGCCUAGUGGUAUCCCUGGCAAAAAUGGCCCUCCUGGUGUGAGAGGUUUCACAGGAGCCCGAGGACUAGCUGGAGAGACUGGACCAACUGGGUUGAAAGGGGCCGAAGGGCCACCUGGUCCACAAGGCUCCACAGGUCCUCCUGGUGAGCGAGGCCCCUCUGGGGCAGCUGGGGGCAUUGGACUGCCAGGACGAGGGGGUAACCAAGGUCCUCCUGGCCCCACAGGAGAGAAGGGGGCACCGGGUGAGCGUGGCCCAAUGGGCCCAGCUGGGCAGGAUGGAAUCCCUGGGCCAGUGGGACUUCCAGGCCCAAUUGGACCGCCAGGACCUGCUGGAGAGGAUGGUGACAAGGGAGAGAUGGGUGGCCCAGGACAGAAGGGAAGCAAGGGUGACAAAGGUGAUGCGGGUCCCCCAGGACCAACUGGGAUCCAGGGUCCCAUUGGCCAUCCAGGCUCUGCAGGAGUUGAUGGGGAGCCUGGGCGCCGAGGGCAGCAGGGCAUGUUUGGUCAGAAGGGAGAUGAAGGGGCCCGUGGAUACCCCGGAGUCAUUGGCCCACCUGGUUUACAGGGGAUGCCAGGCCCCCCAGGCGAGAAAGGUGAAAGCGGCGAUGUUGGCCCAAUGGGUCCACCAGGAGCUCCUGGACCCCGAGGCCCCCAGGGUCCCAUUGGUGGAGAUGGCCCACCAGGUCAGCCUGGUGGGGUGGGGCAGCCAGGUGCUGUGGGUGAAAAGGGUGAACCAGGUGAAUCAGGGGACCCUGGACCCUCGGGGGACCCAGGCCGGCCAGGUGUGAAGGGCGAUACAGGUGAAAAGGGAGACUCUGGCCAAACAGGAGCUGCAGGCCCCCCUGGCAAGAAAGGUCCCCCAGGAGAAGAUGGAGCCAAAGGCAACCUGGGCCCGAUAGGAUUUCCCGGUGACCCAGGCCCAUCUGGAGAGCCUGGCCCUCCUGGUCGUGAUGGAGCUCCCGGUGAAAAGGGUGACAUGGGAGAUCCUGGACUUCCAGGACCUCCUGGAGCUUCUGGGGAGCCAGGUCCUUCUGGGUCACCAGGGAAGAGGGGACCACUUGGGCCGCUUGGACGUGAAGGUCGACAGGGCGAGAAGGGAGCCAAGGGAGAACCUGGCACAGAAGGACCUCUUGGGAAAAUGGGGCCCAUGGGCCCACAAGGACCUCCAGGCCGCCCUGGCUCAGAAGGACUACGUGGCAUUCCUGGCCCAGCAGGGGAACAAGGUCUGCUUGGAGCACCUGGUCAAGCAGGGCCUCCAGGACCAAUGGGUCCAACUGGGCUCCCGGGACUCAAGGGUGAUCCUGGCUACAAAGGAGAAAAGGGCCAUGCAGGACUCAUUGGGUUGAUUGGCCCCCCAGGUGAGAUGGGUGAGAAAGGUGACCAAGGGCUGCCAGGGAACCAGGGAACACCAGGCCCUAAGGGCGACAUUGGAAUUAUGGGACCUCUUGGCCCACCUGGCCCACCUGGAUCUCCUGGCCUCUCAGGACCUUUGGGACAAAAAGGGAACAAGGGUGCACCGGGACCUAUUGGGCCAAAAGGUGACACAGGACCCCCAGGACCCCCAGGGCAACCAGGCCGGCCUGCAGAGCUGCAAGACCCUCUGCCCAUGGAGAGCGGCCGCAAGAGCCGUCGAGAGUGGGAGCUAAGGGAGCAGGGAGACGCCCCAGGGGCAGUGGACCUGGAGGAUCCUGAUGCGGAGGGACUGGCAGAGGUUCUGGCGGUACUGAGCGCCCUACGGGAUGAGGUGGAGCAAAUGCGAUGUCCGCUAGGCACCCCGGAGAGUCCCGCCAGGGUCUGCAAGGAGCUUCAGUUUUGCCACCCCCAUCUCACAGAUGGUGAAUAUUGGAUUGAUCCUAAUCAAGGAUGUGGCCGAGAUGCCUUCAGAGUUUUCUGCAACUUCACAGCUGGUGGGGAGACCUGCUUAUUCCCUGACAAGAAAUUUGAAUCAGUAAGGCUUGCCGCCUGGAGCAAAGAACAACCAGGAAGCUGGUACAGCACAUUCAAGAGGGGCAAGAAGUUCUCCUACGUGGAUUCAGAGGGCAACCCUGUGCACGUGACCCAGCUUACAUUUCUGCGCCUGCUCAGUGCUGUUGCCCACCAGAACUUCACCCUCAUCUGCCAGAACAUGGCUGCCUGGUAUGAGGCCGACAGCAGCAGCCACAGCCGAGCCUUGAAGUUUCUUGCCUUCAACGGUGUGGAGCUGAUGCAGAACAGCACAGAAAACCCUGUCCGUGCCUUGUAUGAUGGUUGCCAGGUGCGCAAGGGCCAGGAGCGGACAAUCCUGCAGAUCCAGACGGCCCGUGUGGAGCAGUUGCCGCUGAUGGAUGUGGCGGUUCAAGACUUUGGGGACACCAACCAGAAGUUUGGCUUCGAGCUUGGUCCUGUCUGCUUCAGCGGCUGAGUUCUUCCAGAGAGGUGGACCCCCUCACUCAAGACCGCAGGACCCCUCCUGAGAAGGAAAGAGCUCAAAGACCCCCCCACCCCACUCUGUCUUUCCCUGCACUGUGGGCGUGGAGCGAGGGAAAGGAGCCGGCCCUGCAAAGACCUGCCGUUGUAUUUAACCGAAAGAAAGCCUCCUAUUUAUGCGGCCAAGGUCCCUCGGGGCUGUGACUCUUGGGCAGCAGCGCAGGGCCCAGACUGAGCCAGGGCCCUUCCUUUCUGCAGCCGCAACUCAUGGUGCUACUAUUGCGCACUCUUAGUGAAGCACUGGACAGACUGCCUGGCAUUGGCCACCUGCAGGGAUGGGGGGGGAGCAGAAACCAUAACAUACACAUUGCAUAAACCUGUCUCCCACUCCCCCACCCAACCCUUGUAAGGGCAUGGAGGUGUCAAGAUCAUGCCCUAAGCAUCUUGGGAAGUAGGGAUCCAGGCCUCAUUUAUAGGUGCAAUCAUUUGCAUAUGGGCAUGAGAUACACAUUAAUGCACAACUAAGGGAAAACAGGACUCUGAUCCAAGGCUUAAGGGUUGAGCAUCGGGGGAGGGGCAGAUGAGCAUGAGAGUAGUCUCCAACUUUUACCUAGUAAUUUGGGCAGGAACACAGAGAUGCUGCCUUCUACUGAGUUGGACCGUUGGCCCAUAUAAACUAAGAUUGUCAAUUCUGAGUGACAGUGGCUCUCCAGAGUUUCAGGCAAGAUUCUUUCCCUAUCUUAUCUGGAGAUGUUGGGAACUAAACCUGGGGAUAAGCUCUCCCUGUGACCUAUGCCCUCUCCCAACAAGAGCACCUAGUAUUUUUUUUUUGGUAGCCUCCCAUCCUAAAUACUAAACAAGCCUAACAUUCCUUUGCUUCCAAAGUUGGGUGAGAUCUGCAUGUUCAGGUGGAGGAAAGAGAGAGGACAGAUCAUUUUAAGACCUUAGGUAUCUCCUUGUCUGUCCAGAGUCUUCAUUUGGAGUCUGCAUCCUCUUGCAACCACUAUUUACUACACCUGAUCUUACUUUGCUUCUUGGUCUUUUGGCUAAGAUCAGGCAUGACCACAAUUAACUGCUGCCUGUUCCCAUUCCAGUGCCAGAUAAAGCAAUGCUAGAAAAUGAUACUAAGUUAGAGGGAAGUGGUUGAGCGUUCCUCCUUGUUUUUCCAUGCUCUGCAACAUUCCAGCUGUGAACUGAAACCUCUGCAUGCUGGGCAGAGGAACUAGGAGGAUUGUUUUCCAGUCUCUGAUCACCUUUGUCUACCAUUCAUUCCAUCCAUGCUGUGCAGAGAGUGGUGGAUUCCUGAUUCAUAUUCUCUGGAUCCCAUUUCUCUUGGCAGAUGCUUAUAACACAUGGCUGAUGAUUUUGACAUUCCCAUCCCCCUGCAGAGGGAUGAUGACAUGGUGCAGGCUGGUUUCCAGCUCUCCAAGAACCUCUAAUUCUGAAGGGUUUCCUGUUACCCAAAGUCCCGAAGAGUAGAAAUGAGACAGAGGUCUUCUGUCUCCCACUCAGCCUUUGGCACUGAUUUUUCUCCAAACGCUGGUGCUAAAUACCGAUUUUUUUAAAAAAAUGCUUCCUCCUUGUAUCUCAGGCUGUGGGGCCAACCGGGUAUGUGUGUGUGUGUUUGUGUGUUUUGAAUGAAUGUGUGUGUGUGUGUCAUUGUAUCAUUGUAACAACCUGUAUUAAACCUCAGAGCGUGUGGCUGUCCCACCAUCUCUGUGUCUGCUGGCUGUGCUGGAGAGAUCAGCCAAGCCAGGACUCCUGAAGUUGAAGAGUGAAGCUGAAAACCUUGAAAGAAGACUGAUGAACUGAUGUCUUGGGUUAUUAACAUUUGGAUCUCUUCCUUCCUUCCUUCCUUCCUUCCUUCCUUCCUUCCUUCCUUCCUUCCUUCCUUCCUUCCUUCCUUCCUUCCUUAGGACCUCAUUUUCUCUAAAGCAAGGAUGGUAAACUUUUUGCCUUCUAGAUAUUGUGAACAGAAAUCCACAGACUCCCUUAACAUUGCUCAUGUUGUUGGGAUUCUGGGAGGUGAAUGCCCCCUGAUUUAGAGGCAGAGAUAUUUCUCACUGCAGAGGGUUGGAUAUGGAUUGAGCACAACAAGAAUGGAGAGCUUUCAACCCUCCAUAUGUUUUGGAGGACAUCUCCCCUAUUUUCUGAACAUUGGUUGAACUUUUUGACUGGGGCUGAUGGGAGUUAGAGACUGGAGCAUCUGUAGGGACAGCAUUUCUCCACCCCCUCCUGUAAUGUUUCGUUCUUUGUUCAUAUAGUAGGUAACAAAGUUUUUGCCUGAUUGCCAUACAGACGCUCUCUCCCUCCCCUAACUCUUUAGUUCCAAGUGUUACCAAAGUUCUAUCUAUCUCUCCUAGAGUUUAAAAGGAGGCCAUGUAACUUGCCCACCCCACCAGUCUUUGCAUCAAACAUUUCAAACUUGGGGGCAUGGAAUGGUCUUCUGGAUAAGUGGUCAUUGUUGCUUAGUUGAAAUGGGACAGAACACAUUUAGGUGACAGGAUUCAGUAACACAGAAGGGCUGAGUGGGAGACUUUGUUCAGUGAAUUUUUUUCCUGUACUUUUUUUUUAUAAAAACCACCUGUUCUCCAUUUUCACAUCCAGAUGUGCAUCCCUAAUUCUGCCACAACUUGAGAAAGCAUCAGCACGAAGCAUUUGCUGUGAAGCACUAUUGUGAGAUGGUAACAAUGCCAGGACUUGUCAGUAGGAGGGUUUUAUUUGCCCCCAGUGGUGUAAGCACAUAAUAACAUUUGGUUGGCUAGAUAGUGCUUUGGCAUCACCAGCUUCACUCUGUGCUUCCUGAUUUCUCCAGCAAUGAAAAAUCAUUUUUUUUAAAGGGGAAAGCAUAUAACAGCAGCAAUUUAUGGGAAUCAGUGACUGCAAAGGCUUGAAAAAAUGUGCAGAAAAGGGAGGAUUACUUGCUAUACCCAACACGCAUGCACAUGUAUACACAUAGGGCAACUUCCACAAAGACUAUUGCCCCACCACCCAAAAAGAUUGAAGAGAAAAAUGAUCACGUUUCCAGAGCUGGAGAUGAGUUUCCGCAGUUAACUGUGCCACAAAUAUUCCCUGCAAAAUGUAGAAGUCUUAAAUUGUGAUGAUUCUUAUCUGCCUCUUCCCACAUUUUCCUGAGCUCAUUCAUUUUAUUCAUUCUUGGCCAUUCUUGGGACUUAAUUACAAUCAGGAUUCGGUAGAGCUCAUUUUCUUUUUUAAUGCCGGGGCUUGACCCUCUGCCUUGUAAUGGUUUAAAGAGAGAGAGAGAAAAACAGGGCAGAGCCUCUAAUCAUGACCAAAGAGCAGGCCCUUCCUCUCUAAGUAAUGAUGACAGAUCACACUCAUGGGUCAGGUUAUAUACAGCAGGACUUUCUGCCAAGUGUGAGCCCCAACACCUUUUCAAAAAGUUAAAAAGUGGUGGGGAUCUUUCAAAAAUUCAUUGCUACAGCAGCAAAAUGUCAUACAGGAGGAGUCAUUCUUCUGUCAUAUCUCUAAAGGAACGGUUUGAAAGUUCUUGGCUGAACAUGUAAUGGUUCAUUUAUCUCUCUCAGACUUUUCCUGAGUACUUUUCUCUUGCAAUGCAUGAGAGAUCAGGCUCUCAUCUCCUCACUCCAGUGUCUGAUCCUUUGACCAUGGAACCUCUAUAGUUAGUCUUCCUUAACCUGGCACUUUCCAGAUGUUUGCACUACAAACCCAAUUAUCCCUGACCAGCACAGCCUUGGUAGUCGAGUAUAAGUGCUGCUGCCCAGAACACCUGAACAGCAAAUGUUGGUGGAGGCUGAUCUAUAAGUUAACCCAUGUAGUCCCUAUGAUACCACCACAUUUGUCUGACAUCGUUAUCAAGAACCUAAGGACUGUAUUGGCAUUGUCUUAGGUUUAGGGUUGCAAUGGGCUUGCAGGGGUUAAUUAGGCGAGCAUUCCACAACACGUUGUCCUCCAAAUGCUGUAGUAUCAAAACAUUCAGAAUUCUUGACCAUUGGUCAUGCAGUUUGGGUCUGGUGGGAGCGGAAGCCCAAAACUUCUCAACAGCACCAGCUCACUAAGCCAUGUAAGUGACCGUUUUCCAAGACAAACAGGGAAAAUGAAAAAUUGAAGCUGUAUGACUUGAGUCAUCACACAGCAAAUACGUCAUACUGUCUCUUAGCAAACAGUCAAUCAAGGUAUGCAAUAACCAAAGGACCACAAAAGAUGAUUGCUCAGUUUUCCGGAUCACAAGGGGGAGGCUACAUUGGCCAUUUACCUCAUAAUUUGCAUUCAAUUAGGCACAGAUGAAAUUGAAUUGAAACCCAGUGACUAUACAAUACAAAGCCCAAUGCAGGUGGUUUAUUUUGCUCCAAUUUGGUUGGCAUUGUUUUCCUCCACUUUCUGCUCUAUGUGAUUGCCUGAUCCAAUGCAAAGGAGUGAU
Molecule: messenger RNA, 9845 nt
Organism: Pogona vitticeps (central bearded dragon)
Lineage: Eukaryota; Metazoa; Chordata; Lepidosauria; Squamata; Agamidae
Biological process (GO): glomerular basement membrane development
Molecular function (GO): extracellular matrix structural constituent conferring tensile strength
Source: RefSeq, a predicted model, not a curated record